Molecule: messenger RNA, 1623 nt
Organism: Trichomycterus rosablanca
Lineage: Eukaryota; Metazoa; Chordata; Actinopteri; Siluriformes; Trichomycteridae
Product: zinc finger protein 501-like
Exons: 4
Coding region: 81-1541 (486 amino acids)
Biological process (GO): regulation of transcription by RNA polymerase II
Cellular component (GO): nucleus
Molecular function (GO): RNA polymerase II cis-regulatory region sequence-specific DNA binding; DNA-binding transcription factor activity, RNA polymerase II-specific
Source: RefSeq, a predicted model, not a curated record
CUCAAUUCAAACAAGAAGAAGAAAAAGCUUCAUCAGCUGAUGUGUUUGUACUACAGUGAAUCAUCUGUAGAUCUUUAAUAAUGCAGUCAGUAGAAGAGAGACACAUCACCCCUGUGAAUCUACAACAUGAAGGAUUCCAGAUAAAAAUAAUAAAAAAGGAAGAAGAUGAAGAUGAAAGUUACUUCUGUGAAGGAUCUUUAAUCCCUGUGGAACACAUCACCUCAGAAGGACAACUUGUCUCAGUGAACCAACAGUGUGGAGGUUUCCAGAUGAAUCCAGUGAAGAAGGAAGAACCUGAAGAUAAAGAUGAACUCAAACUGAACAACGAUUUCUCGUGCUCCUCGUGUCCACGUUCCUCUACAACCCAAAAUCACCUCCACAAUCACAUCAAGAGCUGCAGCCAUGAUAAAUAUGAUGCGCUGGUGAAGAUUAAGACUGAACAUGAGGAUCUGACGCCCACCAGAAGCUCCAGUAAUCAGCAAACGUCCUCUGGUACUGUCAGCAUUAACACUUCUCUCAGUCCCACACAGGAAGAAGGAAACGUCUGCUCACAGUGUGGGAAGAGAUUCAGGUUCCAGAGUUUGCUCAGAAUACACCAGCGCAUUCACACUGGAGAGAAACCGUAUCAGUGCUUACAGUGUGGGAGGAGCUUUAAUCUCCAGAGUGAUCUCAAAACACACCAGCGCAUUCACACUGGAGAAAAACCGUAUCAGUGCACACAGUGUGGAAAGAGUUUUAAUCGACAGGGUGUUCUCAAAAAUCACCAGCGCAUUCACACUGGAGAGAAACCUUAUCAGUGCUUACAGUGUGGGAAGUGUUUUAAUGAACAAAGUAAUCUUAAAAUACACCAGCACAUUCACACUGGAGAGAAACCGUAUCAGUGCUCAGAGUGCGGGAAAAGUUUUAAUCGUCAGAGUCAUCUUAAAAAUCACCAGCGCAUUCACACUGGAGAGAAACCGUAUGAGUGCUCACAAUGUGGGAAGAGCUUUAAUCGUCAGAGUCAUCUCAAAAGACACCAGCUCACUCACACUGGAGAGAAACCAUAUCAGUGCUCACAGUGUGGAAAGAGUUUCAAUGACCAGAGUCAUCUUAAAACACACCAGCGCAUUCACACUGGAGAGAAACCCUAUCAGUGCUUACAGUGUGGGAGGAGAUUUAAUGACCAGAGAAAUCUCAAAGAACACCAGCGCAUUCACACUGGAGAGAAACCGUAUCAGUGCUCUCUGUGUGGGAAAACUUUUAAUAAACAGAGCACUCUCAAAACCCAUCAGCGCAUUCACACUGGAGAGAAACCUUAUCAGUGCUCACAGUGUGGAAAGAGUUUCAUUGACCAAAGUCAUCUCAAAAUCCACCAGCGCAUUCACACUGGAGAGAAACCAUAUUACUGCUCACAGUGUGGGAAGAGUUUCAAUAGUCAGAGUCAUCUUAAAAUACACCAGCGCCUUCACACUGGAGAGAAACCGUUUUACUGCUCACAGUGUGAGAAGAGUUUUGCUUAUUUCUCAACAUUUAAGACACACAGGUGUGAUCCAUCAGAUUGAACCAGAUAAACGAAUGGUUUAAAUUUUUUUACCACAUUCCCGAAUAAAUCACUAUUAUUGUAACUACUUAUUAAAUUAAAUA